UCUAAUCCCAUGAACGAGUUCUAAACAAAACGUGGUAGGCAGGAAGAUAAAUCAUGACAUGAAAUUAGACUAAGAACUUAUCCAGAUAAUUGAAGAAAAUAUGCCCCUCACUUUAAGCUUAAUGUUAUGAUCGUCAUAUUAUUAUGUAUAAUACCUUCGCCAUGAAAAUGUGUGCGUGAGAUAACAAGGGGGUUCAAUCGUAUAAUUAUUCCGUUUCUACAACUCUUUGUAUAUACAUAAGACGAUACAAUCACUAAUUACUUUUGGCAACGUCAAUAGUGAUGUACAUAAAAGAAAAUCCGGUCUAGUGAGUGCAUAACCGCUAGAAUAAAAAAAAAAUGUAUAAAAAGACAUGCAAAAAGAAAGCACGAGGGGGGGGCUUUUUUUUAUAAAACUCUUAACAAGUUAAAUUAUCAUCAUGCUCAGCAAGUCUUCCCGUUUCGGCUUGCUUUUAGUAUCUACAAUUGUCCUGCUAUCCGUGACGGUUACAAAUGUAGAUGGGCAGCCCUUGGAUUGUGUCAAUAAAAACGGCGCCAGUGGUUCAAAUUCUGCUGGAGGCGAGUACUGUUCUGAUAAGAAUGAUACAGUAGAUAUGAAAAAACGUGAACCAGAAAAUAUUGAAAAUGGCUCUGGCGUAAAAGAUGGUGCUAUUGUUUCUCCCAGCGUGAUUGCGAAGGGGGUUUAUAACGGACUCGUCCCAAACCUUUAUGAUAAAUCACCAAAUGAAUCUGAAUAGGGG
Messenger RNA from Mucor mucedo, 739 nucleotides. RefSeq lists its product as uncharacterized. The record is from RefSeq and is a predicted model, not a curated record. The transcript has a single exon. Lineage: Eukaryota; Fungi; Mucoromycota; Mucoromycetes; Mucorales; Mucoraceae. The coding region runs from base 419 to 736 and encodes 105 amino acids.